AUGGAUUGGGGCACACUCUACCACGACACGGGCGACAGCCUCGUCCAGUCGCAGCGCUCCAGCCUCGCACUCUUACCGAUGGCUUCGACGACGACGCGCAGCUGGGCCUCGAUGGACGAGAACGCCCACGACGUGGCCGAGACCCGCUCGUCGCGCGCCGCGCACCAGCUCAUCUCGUUCUCGCUUUCGCGGUCCAUGAGCUUCCAAGUGCUCGAGUACGACGUCGCGAGCGCGUACUCGCCGCUCGUCGCGUACUCGUUCACGGUCAACUACAUCCUCGGCGUCGGCAGCCUUGGCGUACCCUACGCCUUGUACCACGCAGGUCUCCUCUUCGGCUCGAUCAUGCUCGUCGUCGUCUCGUGGCUUUCGUACAUCACCGUUAUGUGGGUGAGCGAGACCACGGUCCGAGCGCGCGAGCUCGACGCGAUGAACACGCACACCAAGCUGCUCGCCGACCCGAUGCACUUUCCCGAAGUCACGACGCUCUGCGAGCGCUUUCUGGGCCAUUUUGGCGCGCGCGUCUACCAGAUCUCGCUCCUCGGUUUGAUGUACGGCGGCCUCAUUGGCUACGCACAAGUAUUUGUCAACAGCAUUGCGUCGCAGCUCGCGUCCUUGGCCAUCAGCAACGUGGCGGUCGCGAUUUUUUUUGGCCUCAUUGUCGUCCCGCUCUCGUGCGUCGAUCUCAACGAGCAGAUUCACAUCCAAGUGGGCAUGGCCGUGCUGCGCUUUGUUGCCCUGCUGACCAUGAUUGUCAGCGCUGCCGUGGCCAUGUGGACGGACGCCGCCGACAGCGGCAGCGCCACAACGACGACGACGCCGUAUCUCAGCGACGUGCCGCUUGUGAACUUUGGCGGGUUUGGGCUCCUGUUUAGCACGACCGUCUUUUCCCAGUUGUUUCAACACUCGGUGCCCGGACUCCUUGCGCCCCUCUCGCGCGCCAACCAGCCAAAAGCCGCGCAGAUCUUUGGCGGCGCGCUCUUGACGACGACGCUCUUCUACCUCGGUCUUGGGCUCACGUGCUGCUACUACUUUGGCGACCGCAUUAGCUCAAGCGUCAACCUCAAUUGGGCCAACUUUACGUGGGGUCUGGACCCAGUGCCGGUCUGGGCGCGCUGCCUCACGGCACUCGUCGUUUUGUUUCCGGCUCUUGAUACGCUCAGCGUGUUUCCGUUGAUUGCGAUCACACUCGGUGACAACCUCGCGGUCUCGCUGCGGCAGUGCUGCACGUUUUUAAGCCGGAGCCAAGUGCGCAUCUUUUGCCGCCUCGUCGCGGCGCUCCCGCCCCUCGUCAUUGCCGUGCUCGUCUCAGAUCUGAGCGUGACGCUGCAGAUCUCGGGCGUCUUUGGCGUCUACGUGGCCUUCCUUGCACCAGCGCUGUUGCAAUUCGUGGCACGCCGCGAGGACCCACGCGACAACAUGUACUCGGGUCGUUUUAGCGGCGACCCCUAUAUCUAUUUGGUGCUGCUCUUUGGCGUCGUGGCCUUUGGUAUCCUUAGCUUCCAGAUCGGCACGCAAGGGGUCUAACCACCUGCUGUAUUGUCUGCCUCAUCCUCUCGGCCCUACGACAACGACUUGAGUGCUCGAACGUCGUACGGUCGCACAUUUUCUCGAAGCCCAGUGUUUAUCUAAACGAGUCAAGCAGCGAUGCAUUUUUAACAUUCGACUAUACCAUGAGUAUCAAUAACCACGAGCACAACACAAUCGG
This is a messenger RNA of Saprolegnia parasitica CBS 223.65, 1705 nucleotides long. RefSeq lists its product as hypothetical. Bases 1 to 1524 code for a protein of 507 amino acids. The record is from RefSeq and is a predicted model, not a curated record. Lineage: Eukaryota; Oomycota; Saprolegniomycetes; Saprolegniales; Saprolegniaceae. The transcript has 4 exons.